AUGGAGGAGGAGCUGAAGUGCCCCGUGUGCGGCUCCCUGUUUCGGGAGCCCAUCAUCUUGCCCUGUUCUCACAACGUCUGCCUUCCUUGCGCUCGCACCAUCGCCGUGCAGACACCGGACGGUGAGCAGCACCUGCCCCAGCCGCUUCUGCACUCCCGGGGCUCGGGGCUACCCGCCGGCGCCGGCGCGGCGCCCCCUCUGGACCACGACGCUGCGGCGGGCCCGGCCUGCAGCGGCGCGAGCGGGAGCGCAGCCGGCGGCCUGGGCGGCGGUGCGGGAGGUGGCGGGGACCACGCGGACAAGCUGAGCUUGUACAGUGAGACAGACAGCGGUUAUGGUUCCUACACCCCCAGCCUCAAGUCCCCCAACGGGGUUCGCGUGCUGCCCAUGGUGCCUGCGCCGCCUGGCUCUUCGGCCGCCGCGGCCCGGGGUGCCGCCUGCUCCUCGCUGUCCUCGUCCUCCUCAAGCUCCAUCACGUGCCCGCAGUGCCACCGCAGCGCGUCCCUGGACCACCGAGGCCUGCGCGGCUUCCAGCGCAACCGGCUGCUCGAGGCCAUCGUGCAGCGGCACCAGCAGGGCCGCGGGGCCGUGCACGGGGCGUCCGCAGCCGCUGCAGUGGCCAUCUGCCAGCUGUGCGACCGCACCCCGCCGGAGCCGGCCGCCACGCUGUGCGAGCAGUGCGACGUGCUCUACUGCGCUGCCUGCCAGCUCAAAUGCCAUCCGUCCCGAGGACCCUUCGCUAAGCAUCGCUUGGUGCAGCCGCCGCCGCCGCCCGCGCCCGCCGAGGCCGCCUCAGCAUCCCCAGGCGCGGCCCAGGGCGCCCCCAGCGGAGGCGGCGGCUGCAAGAGCCCGGGGGGCGCCGGAGCGGCGGGGGGCAGCUCGGCCCGCAAGUUCCCUACGUGCCCCGAGCACGAAAUGGAGAGCUACAGCAUGUACUGCGUGAGCUGCCGAACGCCGGUGUGCUACCUGUGCCUGGAGGAGGGCCGUCACGGCAAGCACGAGGUGAAGCCGCUGGGAGCCAUGUGGAAGCAGCACAAGGCCCAACUGUCCCAGGCCUUAAAUGGGGUUUCUGAUAAGGCGAAAGAAGCAAAGGAGUUUCUGGUCCAGCUGAAGAACAUCCUGCAGCAGAUCCAGGAAAACGGACUGGACUACGAAGCCUGCCUGGUUGCUCAGUGUGAUGCGCUGGUCGACGCUUUAACUCGGCAGAAAGCCAAGCUGCUCACCAAGGUCACCAAAGAGAGGGAGCACAAGCUGAAGAUGGUUUGGGACCAGAUCAAUCACUGCACUUUGAAGCUGCGCCAGUCCACGGGGCUGAUGGAGUACUGCCUGGAGGUGAUCAAGGAGAACGACCCCUCCGGGUUCCUGCAGAUCUCGGACGCUCUGAUCAAGCGUGUCCAGGUGUCUCAGGAGCAGUGGGUCAAAGGUGCCCUGGAGCCAAAAGUGUCUGCGGAGUUUGAUCUGACCUUGGACAGCGAGCCGCUGCUGCAGGCCAUCCACCAGCUGGACUUCAUCCAGAUGAAAUGUAGGGUACCACCCGGCCCCCUGCUGCAGCUGGAGAAGUGCUGUACCCACAACAACAGUGUCACGCUGGCCUGGAGGAUGCCGCCCUUCACCCACAGCCCCGUGGACGGCUACAUCCUGGAGCUGGAUGACGGCGACGGGGGCCAGUUCCGGGAAGUGUAUGUUGGCAAAGAGACCUUGUGCACCAUCGACGGUCUGCAUUUCAACAGCACCUACAAUGCCAGGGUCAAAGCUUUCAACUCCUCCGGCGUCGGGCCUUACAGUAAAACCGUCGUCCUGCAGACUUCUGAUGUGGCCUGGUUCACCUUUGACCCCAACUCUGGGCACCGGGACAUCAUUUUAUCCAAUGACAACCAGACGGCCACCUGCAGCAGCUAUGACGACCGGGUGGUGCUGGGCACGGCGGCUUUCUCCAAGGGCGUGCACUACUGGGAGUUGCAUGUGGAUCGGUACGACAACCACCCAGACCCCGCCUUUGGGGUGGCCAGGGCCAGCGUGGUCAAGGACAUGAUGCUGGGCAAGGAUGACAAGGCCUGGGCCAUGUACGUGGACAACAACCGCAGCUGGUUCAUGCACUGCAACUCCCACACCAACAGGACGGAAGGCGGCGUGUGCAAGGGGGCCACUGUUGGGGUGCUCCUGGACCUGAAUAAGCACACUCUGACCUUUUUCAUCAAUGGGCAGCAGCAGGGCCCCACAGCCUUCAGCCACGUGGACGGGGUCUUCAUGCCGGCCCUCAGCCUCAACCGCAACGUGCAGGUCACCCUGCACACAGGACUGGAAGUGCCAACAAACCUGGGGCGGCCCAAGCUGUCAGGCAACUAG
Molecule: messenger RNA, 2346 nt
Organism: Mirounga angustirostris (Northern elephant seal)
Lineage: Eukaryota; Metazoa; Chordata; Mammalia; Carnivora; Phocidae
Gene: TRIM67
Product: tripartite motif containing 67
Exons: 10
Coding region: 1-2346 (781 amino acids)
Cellular component (GO): cytoplasm
Molecular function (GO): zinc ion binding; protein binding
Source: RefSeq, a predicted model, not a curated record